Megalobrama amblycephala (Wuchang bream) is the source of this 648-nucleotide messenger RNA. RefSeq names its product metallothionein 2 (gene mt2). The coding region runs from base 177 to 359 and encodes 60 amino acids. The transcript has 3 exons. NCBI's taxonomy places the organism in Eukaryota, Metazoa, Chordata, Actinopteri, Cypriniformes, Xenocyprididae. Gene Ontology annotation, molecular function: metal ion binding. The record is from RefSeq and is a predicted model, not a curated record.
CACCGUGUGCAGGCUGAAGCGGGCGGGCUUUUGCACUCGGUCUGCGUUCAGUCAGAGCUGUAUAAAAGCAGCGCGCGAGCAGUCCCCUGGUACCUUCCACAUCAACUCAUUCACGAACUGAGUGAAGCGAUAUUUCUAACGGACUUUCGGGCUCUUUAAAGAUACUCUUGAAGAAAAUGGAUCCUUGCGACUGCGCCAAGACUGGAACUUGCAACUGUGGUGCCACCUGCAAGUGCACUAACUGCCAGUGUACAACCUGCAAGAAGAGUUGCUGUACCUGCUGCCCGUCUGGUUGCAGCAAAUGUGCCUCUGGAUGCAUCUGUAAGGGCAAUUCCUGCGGCUCCAGCUGCUGUCAAUGAGGUCAACGUGAUGUUUUGCCACAACAAUGUGAAUUUUGUUCGUCUGUCAUCGUACUUGUCAUCGUUUUGCAUCGCAUGAAUGUUUGUUUUCUAUGAGAUGAUGGUAAUAAAUGACCUCCAGUUCUAUCCAAAUCUUCUGACUGUUUAAUGUUGCUAAAUCGUUUAACAAAGAGGGAAAACAAUGCAUUGAUUAGUAUUUCUACAACCAUCACAAGAUGUCUGCUCUUUAUAAAGACAAUUGUAAGUUUUUCUAUGUAUCUUGUCUACAAAAUAUAAAUGUCAGCAUUUA